AGUAUACUAGGACAGAGACGGGUAAUGUUCCAUUUUGAUUGUAACGUAUAUUAACGAAUUGUGGUUAUUUUUCUUAAAGAUUUUAUUUAUUAUUUAAUUUAUUGUGCAAUUUAGAACCUAAUUUAUUAUUGAAAACUUUAUAUUAUUGUUUAUUAUUUAAUUGUAUCCCUUCAUUGCUGAAGGAGAUUUCUAAUAAGAGGAAUAUAUGGAGAAUAAUGCUAAGUCAAGAAUGGAAGAAGAAGGAACAAAAUCGUAUCUUCAAGUUCAAAUAGAAAGAUUAAAAGCUUUACAAGCGAAACUUUCGUCGGAAACAGAAGAUAAUUACGUAAUUGUAAAGGAAGAGCAACGUAGCGGGUAUGAUUCAGAGUCGAGCGAGUAUUCAGAGGACUCGGCGGCUUACGAAGAUGUGCCGGCUGCAACCAAAAGCUCUGGGGCGAGGAAGAAUAUCAAUAGGGGGAGGUGGACGAAGGAUGAGGACAAAGUCCUCAAGAUGUACGUGAGGAUGUACAACGAGAACUGGGAGCUGAUAGCCGCUCAGUUCUCAGACAGGUCGGACGUCCAGUGCCAACAGAGGUGGACGAAGGUCGUCAACCCUGAACUAGUCAAAGGCCCUUGGACGAAAGAGGAGGAUGAAAAAGUAAUGGAGUUAGUAGCUAAGUACGGUCCUAAGAAAUGGACACUAAUCGCGAGACAUCUUAAAGGCAGGAUAGGGAAACAGUGCAGAGAACGCUGGCACAAUCACCUCAACCCAUCGAUAAAAAAGACAGCUUGGACCGAACAUGAGGACAGGAUUAUUUACCAAGCUCACAAACAACUUGGCAACCAAUGGGCCAAGAUAGCAAAGUUACUACCGGGCAGGACGGACAACGCAAUAAAAAAUCAUUGGAAUUCGACAAUGCGACGCAAGUACGAGCCGGAAUUGCUAGACAGCUUCGAGAACAUUCGGAAGAAGCAACGCUUGAAGAGAUACGAUGUAAAUGAAGACCGUAGAGAGAAAGUCACUGUCGCUUAUAAUGAUUCAAAUUGGACGGAUCCAUUUAAUGAGUCGACACAGAGCAACUCUUCCAAUACGAGUCAACCUUCAAAGCAAGUGUUACACUUCAGACAGCUGUUGAAGGAUCAGCUGAACAAUCUUCAGCACCAGACACCAACGAGGAAAUCUCCAGACAGAGGGGGUUUGGUCGCUGCAGAUACAGUGGAAAUUGUCGAAUCACCUUUCAAGUUUGUGAACAUAGACACGCUACCGUUAAACUCUCCCAUUAAGAACUUCCUCAGCCAAACGUCGACAGCUGAUAGCAAUGAUCAAAAUACAGUUACAUAUGCUGUACAAGAUUCAGCCAAAGAGAUAGUGGUACCAUCGGUGUAUUCUCCUAAGAAAUGCGACACGAACAGUCCGCCGCCUAUAUUGAGACGAGGAAAGAUCAAGAAACAACAGACGCUUACACCCAACCCUAAUUCAUGGGCUGAAACAAUAUCGAAAGCUCUAGAAGGCGCGACUCCUAUCAAAGCCUUACCGUUCAGUCCAUCCCAGUUCCUGAACUCACCGGCCGGAAUAUCGUUUCCAGCGUUUGAUUCUACACCAUUGCGACAAGCUACCAAUAAGGAGUUGGGAGCUAGUCCGCUACUUCAUACGCCUACACCUGUGAACAUCACGCCUGGAGGCAGUCAGCUUAAAAGCAAUACACCCAAAACACCUACGCCAUUUAAAAUCGCGAUGGCGGAAAUAGGCAAGAAGUCAGGUCUCAAGUACGAGCCGUCUAGUCCCGGUUUGCUUGUGGAGGAUAUCACCGAGAUGAUUCAGAGAGAGGGGAACUCGGAAAGCACUGUUCAGUUGACCGAUUCCAUGUUAUCUUCUACUGCGGAUCAAGAGGCAAAUGUACAGGUGAACGACUCCGGCAUCGGCAGCGGGCGACGCGGCAAGGAGAACGUGCCGUCGCACAAGCGCGCACGGAAAGCGCUCGCGCACAGCUGGGGCGCCGCCACCAGCACGCCGCACGCACACCACGCGCCGCACGCACACCCGCUCGUGCCCGACGUGUCCUUCAUCGUCGAGACGCCGAGUAAAACAUUAGCCGGUGACAGUUCAGUUCUCUUCUCUCCACCUUCGAUAGUAAAGCACUCCCUUUUAGAAGAGUCUACGAGUCUCCACAGCUUAAUGAGUGCAGAGAACACUCCGGAACCAAUGAAAUACGAGGAAAUCGACAUUGAAACGGCUAUCACAGAAAAAACUAAGAUUCGAAGGCUCUCGAGUGAACCGUUGGUUGUGAAGAAGUCAGCGGUGCGUUCUAUCAAAUUCGAUCAAGAUAUACCGGAGGUUGCGAACGAGGAGAAACCUCUUAUAUUGACUGAUAAUAAGUGGGAGACAUUCGCGUGUGGCAAGACUCAGGAUCAACUUGAUUUAACAAUGUUGGCUCACCAAUAUUUAAGGAAAACAGCAUUAAAACCAAGAUCACUCAAUUUUUAAUGUACCUUCAAGUACAUUCAAUAUAAACGACAAAAUGUAAACACUCAAUAUAGAACCUUAUGUGUUAACAAUAAGAAUUAUAAUCCAAUAACAUCACGGCAUAUUGUUUAAACUCUUAUGUGAAUCUACAUAUCGAAAUAAAAAGUAUAUUAUAAAUAAAAUAUCAGGCUGUGCUUGAUAUAGACAAUAGUUAUUUGAAUUUGUUACAUUUAAAGUCAUACUUUGUGAUUUAUUGAUUAAGCUACAAAAAUAGUUUUAUGUUUUAACUUAGAUUCAAAAUAGCAAAAGAAAUAGUAAAAGAAAUUAUGUUAUUAACCGUUUAUUUUAAAAAGAUCUUUUGAAUUGGUCAAUUACAAAGAAGAAAAAUAACUAUUUAAUAAAGGCGAUCACUCUUUUAAUCAUUCGUAUAACCGUAUUGGUUUAUUUUUAAAUGUAACUUAUUUUGUUCAAAUCUUAGGUAAAAAUAAUGUUUUUUUUUUUUUUUUAAUAUAAAUAACAAAGCGAUAAAAAUAUAAAAGAAAGUUAACAGGAAUAUAUAGUUUGUCUUGAAAACUACAAGUGUUUUAGGGAAGAGGUUGAAUUAUAUAUAUAGGCGGAAGUUUAUGAUGGGGCAGGGAUAUAGAAAACCAGCUGAUUGUUCUAGAAGUUUCAAGAUAUUAAAAGAACGUAACGACUUUAAUACAAAAAUUAAUUCUUUUUUUUGAAAAACCUCUAAUUACUAAUAUUAUUAUUAUCAAACGUUCAAAAUAUAUAUUAUAGUUUAGUCUAGCACAUUAGUACUAGAAUAGACUAAAUUAUAAAAUAUAUUUUGAAUUGAAUCAAAUUAAAGAAAAUGUUUUUUUUUGCUGACCGUACUAUUUUUUCAAAGUCUGAGUAAUAAUCGGAAUAUCUUCAAAAUUCAUGCUCCGGUUUUCUGUAGCUAUAAUCGUUAAGGUUGACUAGCCUUCCUGUCAAUAUAUUUAAUUUUCACUAUCUAGUAGAAAAUGACAACAAAAGAAAAAAACCAGAGCUCAUGCUCCAAGUGAUUAUGUAAAUAAAAAUAGUGUGAUUUUAGUUUAUAAAUAUUAAUUUAAAACAAUGCAUAUAUUAAGUGUAUUAUUUAAGUAGCAACGAUUAAAGUAUUAAAAAAAAACAAUGUCGAAAUUAGUUGUUUUAACUAAGAGAAGAAAACUUUACAAUGUUAAAUAAAUAUUUUAUAAGUAUUUAGAGAAUUAUUCAAAAUAUAUUGUCAUAUAAUCAUGGAAGAAAUUUAGAAAAAAUAAUCCAAAAUAUAACCAAAACAAUGUUUUAUGUUAAAGCCUUACUUAUAAAUGUUGUAUAGCGUUGUGAUUAGUUAAACAAUGCUGUGUCUUUUUCUCACUAGUGUAAAAUCGAUAAUGAUAGAAAGAGAUAAAUCAGUGCUUAACUAAACAGUUGCAGCAGCGUUUAUGUGGCUAUAAAUCUUUGACUGGAAUCCAGAUUAUGCAUAUAUCUAACUUUGUAUUUAUUGGAUUGGAAUUGACAAAUUCAAUGGAUACCAUACUUUGUGAAUUGUAAUUAAUUUGUAACUGAAAUUACUAUUAGUAUAAACUUUUAUAUACUUUGUGUGUGUGUAUGUUUGAUACUAUUUGUGUUAGUUUUGCUACAUUUUUUUAGCAUUUCAGAUUUAUAUAAUGACUUUGUAUUUCAAGUUUUUUUUUUGUAAGAGCUUUUUUUUUUAAGAAAAAAAAUUUUGGAUUUCAAUAAAAAACGUUGCAACUUUUGUAAUAUAUUUCUUUUUAGUAAAAAUUUAAAUUUAUAAACUAUAAUAUAUUUGGUUGAUUUUGUUUUGAUUAUUGAAUCAGUCUAUGAGAGUUUAAAACAUCAAAAAAUCUUAAAAAUUGCCGUUUCGAUUUUGAUAAUGUUGGUUUUAUAAAAAGAUAUACUAGUUUAAGUGGAACGUUAAGAGUAAAUUAUGUGUAGAAAGAUUUAAUUAUAGUUUUUUAAGGCAAAGUUUUACAUUGUGACAAAAAUAUUGUAUGUUAUUGUAAAUAAUUUGUUUUAGGAUUGGGGAAAUAAAG
Nymphalis io (European peacock) is the source of this 4503-nucleotide messenger RNA. It is a transcript of the gene Myb, whose product is annotated as myb protein. Gene Ontology annotation, cellular component: nucleus. The record is from RefSeq and is a predicted model, not a curated record. The coding region runs from base 206 to 2464 and encodes 752 amino acids. Gene Ontology annotation, molecular function: DNA-binding transcription factor activity, RNA polymerase II-specific; RNA polymerase II cis-regulatory region sequence-specific DNA binding. Lineage: Eukaryota; Metazoa; Arthropoda; Insecta; Lepidoptera; Nymphalidae. Gene Ontology annotation, biological process: regulation of DNA-templated transcription. The transcript is spliced from 18 exons.